Gossypium raimondii (Peruvian cotton) is the source of this 1400-nucleotide messenger RNA. Its product is annotated as protein CUP-SHAPED COTYLEDON 3. Lineage: Eukaryota; Viridiplantae; Streptophyta; Magnoliopsida; Malvales; Malvaceae. The coding region runs from base 299 to 1183 and encodes 294 amino acids. The transcript is spliced from 3 exons. Gene Ontology annotation, molecular function: DNA binding. The record is from RefSeq and is a predicted model, not a curated record. Gene Ontology annotation, biological process: regulation of DNA-templated transcription.
AUAUUGCAAGAAAUUCUAAAUGGCAAAGGCACUUAAUUGCCACCUUAAACUAGCUAUACAAAUAAAACCUUCCACUUUUUUGUUUUUUUUUCUUCUCAAGUCCUAAUUGAACCCAUACUAUGCCCCCCUCCUUUUAGUUCAUUUCCAUUCCAUCUCUUACCUUAAAUUAAUUCUCUCUUUCAGAGCAAAGAUCUCAAGGAAAUAAGAAAUAUAAAGUCUCUUAUUUUUCUUUUCUACUUUUUUUCCCCACACCCACCACCUUUCUUUUUGAUUUUUGUGGGUUCUUAGCAACAUAAAUAUGGGGCUAAGGGACAUUGGAGCUACACUGCCUCCUGGGUUUAGGUUUUAUCCAAGUGAUGAGGAAUUGGUUUGCCAUUAUCUUUACAAAAAGAUUGCCAAUGAGGAAGUCUUGAAGGGUACUUUGGUGGAAAUUGAUUUGCAUACAUGUGAACCAUGGCAGCUUCCUGAGGUGGCAAAGUUGAAUGCAAACGAGUGGUACUUCUUCAGCUUUCGUGACCGGAAGUAUGCCACGGGGUUUAGAACCAACCGCGCAACCACGUCUGGCUAUUGGAAAGCAACGGGGAAAGAUCGGACGGUGGUCGACCCGAGAACUCAACAAGUGGUAGGGAUGAGAAAGACUUUGGUGUUUUAUAGGAACCGAGCUCCUAAUGGAAUCAAAACGGGUUGGAUCAUGCAUGAAUUCCGGCUUGAAACCCCACAUAUGCCCCCUAAGGAGGAUUGGGUUUUAUGUAGAGUGUUCCACAAAAGCAAAGGAGCAGAGAACAGCACCAGGCUGAGCUCCCCAAUGAUGUUGGAACCCUCAAUUCAUGCCCCUUCUUUAGCCGACCACACCACUAUGGCUUGUGGGUAUCAUCAUCAAAUCAACUCUUUAGCCACCAAACCUGCCCAUCAAAGCCAUAGCCAAAGCUUGCUAAAUCUGCUUCAAUAUAAUUCCCAUCAGGAAAAUGACGACGACGACAAAAACAACAACAAUCUUCACUGCAGCAAUAAUGAAGUUAGCUCCAAAGUCGAUGAUGACUACGAGUUCUUGUGGGACAUGAACAUGGAAGAAAACAGCUUGGGAGAUGAUCAUCAUCAUCAUCAUCGUCAUCUUAUUCAUGGGGUGGCUUCCAACUCCGACGACAUGAGAUUUGAGAUUGAUAAUAGUAUGAUUUUCUUAUGAAAUAUGUAUUGAAUACCUUAUGAAAGAAAGAGAGGGAAAAUUACCAUUAAUUUGUUGAUUUGCGAUGUUGGUGUGGUGUUUCUCUUUGACGAUUCAAUGGAUGUUUAGAAGAUUGUGUCUUUCUUAGUAUAGGGUUUAUAUAUAUUUUUUCAUACAACAUUGGGCAUUGUGGAAAUUUUAUAUCAUUUAUAUAAAUAAGGCAUAUAUUAAUUCUUCA